This is a messenger RNA of Cyprinodon variegatus (sheepshead minnow), 8568 nucleotides long. RefSeq names its product titin-like. Bases 424 to 8553 code for a protein of 2709 amino acids. The record is from RefSeq and is a predicted model, not a curated record. NCBI's taxonomy places the organism in Eukaryota, Metazoa, Chordata, Actinopteri, Cyprinodontiformes, Cyprinodontidae. The transcript is spliced from 23 exons.
GGCACCAAUAACACUGGGUGGGAUCGUCUGUCUGUUCCCCUAACCCCAUCCAGAACUUUGCUUUGCUUUGCUUGGCCCCUUCCCUCCUUGCUCUGCUGGUCCCCCACUGUCCCCAAUCCUGCCUCUUAGCUGCCACACUGGCAGCUCCAAAUUUCCCUCCAAGCUUUCACUUUACCCUGUAACAAUUAUUUUUUUUAAUUUCAUUUCCCAUUCCUUUUUUUUUUUCCCACGUCACAUCGGAUAACUGGAGGAUCAAAGAAGAAGAAUUGAAAAUGGAAUAAUUUACUAUGUGGAACUAGGAUUUAUUUUUCUUUAAAUAAGUUGAUGUGCUAUAAGUUGGAUUGAAUAUAUUUUGAAGCAAUCCCCAGUCCGUUCUAAAUGGAGAGGCUUGGUUCAUCUCUCUGAGAUAGUCACCAUAUCACCAUGGCCGAAGGAUCCAGCCCCCCCUCGGUGGGUACAGCCGGGGGCUCCAGCAAAGUCGCACAAACAAGCUCUCUCAGAUCCAAAGGUGUCGAGCUCUUCAGAAAGGUGAAAGUAUCUGUUGAACUGCUGAUUGCACUAGCUGCUCUCUUGUCCUGGAUAGUUGUGGGUGUGGUGAUGUUUGACUUUGUAGAGUACAAAGCAGUUCCAGAUGUUCACCAAAUCAUUACGGACCCAGUUCAAGCUGUAAACGAUGCUGUAGAUGAGGUGUCCAGUCUGUUCAAUAAGUUCCAAGAAUGUGCUCCUGAUUUAAGUAACCCCUCAUCUGCUGCAUCUUAUGUCGUUGAAGAAGUUACAGAAGCUAAACAUGCAUUUGUUCAGUAUUUUUCUGAUGAAGAAGGAACCUUCUACCUCAGCUACAUCGAUCCUGUAGUCAUUGGAAGAAGAGCUUUCCAUUCAACCAAUGACUUUGUGUAUGGAGUGAUUGGCUGCUUCAGGGAUGUACUGUGUGCCAUGGUGGAUACUGUCAAGGACACAGUUUUGGAUCUAAAAGAAGGAAAAAUUGAUCUGAGCUAUAUUGACCCUGUGAUAAUAGGCAGAGGGUUGUUCAGGGUUACUAAUAACUUCAUGUCUGAAGUGGUGGGCUUCAUCCAGACUGUGCUCUGCCUCCUAGUGGACUCUAUAUUGGAUGUAGUGAAAGGAACCACUGACAUUAGCUUCCUCGAUCCUGUGCUACUGGGCAGGAAUUUUUUUAACGUUAUAAAUGAUGCUGUUGGUGGAAUAACAGGCUACAUCCAGGACACACUCUGUGCCAUCAUAGACACUGUACUGGAUAUAACUAAAGGAACAACAGAUGUCAGCUAUGCCGACCCGGUGGUCCUUGGCAGGAAUUUCUUCCACAUCACAAAUGAUGCUGUGAGUGGAUUAGUGGGCUACAUUCAGGACAUACUUUGUGCAAUAAUAGAUACCAUACUGGAUAUCUUUAAAGGAACCAUUGACACCAGCUUUGUUGAUCCUGUUGUCAUUGGCAGAAAUGUUUUCCAUAUUUUGAAUGAAUUUGUGAGUGAUAUCACAGGAUACAUCCAGAACUGGCUCUGUGCUGUCUUGGACGUAGUAUUGGAUACGUUAAAUGACAUACAGGAGGCCGUGGGAUUCAGCCCCUUAUCAGCUCUGAAGACAAUUGCAGAAUUCUUCAGAGAACAGAUAACCACAAUUAUGGGCUUUUUCUCCACAAUGCUGAUGGGUGAACAAGACAUCACCCCAGAAGUGUCUGUUGACCCAAUGAAGGUUGUCGAGGAUGCAGUGUUGGAAUUUAGUAGCAAGAAGGAGUUGUUCUUGGGUUACAUGUCAAGCGUGCUGGGUGGGGAUCAAGGUGAGCCUGCCAUUCCUCCGGCUGUAAAUGUUGUCACUGAAAAAGAUGAAGCUGUUGUUUCUCCAUCUGAUAUUCACCUGGUGAGAAAGAAAGGGGAAUUUUUACCUCCACUUGAAAAAGUUGCAGAAGUGAUGCAUGCGGGCGAAGGUGAAGCCGUCUCUGCUGCAGAGCAGGCGGAGGUUGAAGAAGCAACUGGAGCUACUGGUGACUCUGGAGUGACCAUAGAAGAGGAAGACGAGGUGAAACACGUGGAAGAAAAGCAACAUAAGCCUUCACUGAAGGAAGGGGUCAUAAACGUUGGAACUAAGGAAGACAGAACUGUAAAGGAAGAAGAGACUGUAGAUGAUAUUACAUCACUGGAAGAUUCCACACAACUGGUGCAUGAGGAAGACAAAGAAGACAAAGAUGAGAAAUUAAAAACAGGACAUGAACAAGAUAAAACAAAGGAUAUCUUGGUUGAAGAAGGAGAUGGAGUGUUUGAAGGGCAAGAGGAGAAGGAAGAUAAAUUAGAAAUGGGACAGGAACAAAAUGAGGGAGACAAUAAAACAGAGGACAUCUUGGCAAAAGACGGAGAAGAAGACAGAUUAACAAGAGAGGGCGGGAUAGAUGAUCAAGAAGAGAAACCCAAAAUCGAAGCAAGAUUAGAUGAGAAAGGAGAGGAAGAAGAGGGGGAGCUUGAAACUAAAGACUUGCAAGAGGGUGGGGUAACAGAGAAGAAGGAAAAACCAGAGAAGAUAAAAACUGAAGGCACAGCACUAGAUCAGGAGGAAGAGGAGGAAUCCACCACCAAUGAGGAAUUCAAUGACAAAGAGGGGAAAGAUGACAGAACUCAGCAUGAAGGUUUGGAAAAACAGCUCAAACCUCUUCUGCCUCAAACUCCUGUUAAUGACAGUGUUGUACCCGAAACUGGUGAAUCCAACAUGGAAAAAUCUGGAUUAUCUCCAGCAUUUAAUUAUAGUGAACUAAAACACGAUCAUGGUGAAAAUAACAGCAACAACGAGACUAAAAAGCCAAAAGCGUCACAAAAAGAACACAUCGACCGCUAUAAGACAGAAGACACAGCCAUAAAGAAGCCUCCAAAGGACGGCAAGGAAGAGGAGGCCACUACUAUUGGAACAAAAAAGUAUAUCAAAGAAAAGAAAGAGGAAAAGGAUAUUCCAAAAGAAAAAACUGAGGUAAAAAGACCCACCAAAGAAAAGAAGGAGCAUAAAUUACCCCAGAAAAAGAAAUCUCCCAAGACAGAGAUAUCCCCCAAAGAUGAAGAGAAAAAGAAAACCUCAAAAGAAGAAAUAAAGGUAAAGAAACUUUCCAAGGUAAAGAAAGAGGAAACAAAGGUAGAAAGAUAUCCCAAAGAGGAAACAGAAGAAAAGGAACAUAUAAAAGAAGUAAAAAUAGAAACUUCUAUGAAAAAUAGGACAGAAAAGACCCAUACAAAAGCAAAGAAAAUCGAGAAACCCAAAAUCAUAAAAGAAGUAAAGAAAACUAAUAAGGAAGAAGAGCCACAUGAAGAAGAAAUAAAGCUCAAAGAGCUUACUAAAGAAAAACUAGAAGCAGAUAAACCUCACAAAAUAGAGAAAGACAAGAAAACUGAUGAGGAGGACAAGCUUCCUAAAGAGGAAACAAAGCUUGUGAAGCCUCCAAAAGAAGAGAUAAAGCAAGAAAAGCCUGCCAGAGAGGAAAUAGGGAUCAAGCAGUUUGCUAAAGAAGACAUCAAAAUUAAAAAGCAUCUGGAAAAGGAAAUAAAGAAGGAGAAACAUCCCAAAGAAGAUUUAAAGAUUAAGAAGCCAUCUAAAGAAAAAAUAAAGGCAGAUAAGUCUGUUGUAGUUGAGACGACUUUUGAAGAGAAGAAAGUAAAGAGGAAACUUCCUAAAGAGGAAAAAAUGGUAGAAACAGCUCAAAAAGUUAAGAUGGAGAAGAAAUCUCACAAAGUAAAGGAAGAAGAUACAAAACCUGCUCAAGAAGAAAUAAAGAUUGAGAAACCUACUAUAGAAAAGAAAGAUGAGAAGAAACCUCAUGAGGAAAAGACACAUCCAAAGGAAGAAAUUAGCACAGAAAAAGAAGAAACAAAAAUACAAAAGAAACAUCCAAAAGAAGAACUAAAGACUGAAAAACCACCUGCCGCAAAUAAAACUUCCACAGAAGAAAUAAAAGUGGAUGAAACUAGUAUGGAAAAACCUCCCAAAGAUCAGAGAGAAGUGAGACAUCACGUUGAGAAACCCUCCAAAGAACAGAAAGAUGAGAAACUACACAAAGAAAAGAAGGCUACCAAAGACAAAAUAAAAGUUGACAAACCACCCAAAGAAGAAUCAAAGUUUAGGAAACAUCCCAAGGAAAAGGAAGACAGGAAACAUCCCAAAGAAGAUAUACAUGUGGAGCUUCCUUCUACAUUAAAGAAAGAAGAAGCAAAAGCAAAUAAAACUCAAGAAGGUGAGAAGAAACUCGUAAAAGAUGAUAGAGAGAAUGUAAACCUUCCAAAAGAAACAACUAAGGCGGAAAAACCUUUCAGAACCAAGAAGGAAAGUAAACCUACUAAAAAAGAAAUAAAGGCAAGGAAACCUCUGAAAGCAGAAAAAGAAGUAAAGAAAUCAAUUGAAGACGACAUAAAAUCAGAAAAAACUCCCAAAGAGGAUAAACAAGAAAAGGAGCCCCCAAAACAAAAGAUUAAGAUAGUAAAAGAUAAGAAAGACCGGGAUGAAGAAAAGAAACCACACAAAGAAUUAAAAGAGAAGAAGAAACCUCCUAAAGAAAUAAAAGAGAAAAAGGAUCUCCCUAAAGAAAAGGAAAAGAUAGAGAGGUAUAAAAAAGAACAGAUAAAGGUUGAGAAGCUUCCGAUUAAAGGAAAAGGGGUUGAGAAGCCCUUAAAAGAAAAGAAAGCAGAGGAAAAAAAUCUCAAGGAUGAAAUAAAGGUAGAAAUAUCUUUAAAACAGGAAAUACCAGUUGAUACGCAACAUAAGGAAGCAACAAAGGAACAAAAGCCUCUCAAAGAAAAGAAAGAUGAAAAGAAGCCAAUUAAGGAAGAAAUAAAGGUUGAGAAGCCUCCUGAAGAAGAAAAAAACAUUACAAAGCCUCUCAAAGAAGAAAUAAGAGUGAAAAAGGCCAAACAAGUGGAAAUAAAGAUCCAGAAACAGGAUAAAGAAGAAAUAAAAAUUGAGAAGCCUCCGAAAGAAAAGGUCAAAUCUAAGGUGCCUCACAAAAAAGAGAUGAAGAUGGGUGAGAUAAAGAAAACCAGUAAAGAAGAUAUUAAGGAUAAAGAAGAAAUUAGGGAGGACAAACAUCCGAGAGAGGAAAUAAAGGUCAAGAAGCGUUCCAAAGAAAAAAGAAAGGUGGACAAGUCUCCCAAAAUAGACACAAAAGUUGAGAAACCUCACAAAAAGGAAUUAAAGGUCGAGAAGCUUCCCAAAGAGGAAAUAAAGUACAAUGAUUCUCUCAAAGAAGAUGUAAAAGUCGAGAAACCUCCCCAAAAGGAAUUAAAGGUCAAGAAGCCUCCCAAAGAGGAAAUAAAGGUUGACAAGCCUCUUCAAGAAGAUGUAAAAGUGAAGAAACCUCACAAAAAGGAAAUAAAGGUUGAGAAGCCUCUCAAAGAGGAAAUAACAGUCAAAAAGCCUCCCAAAAAGGAAACAAAGGUGGUGAAGCCUUCCAAAGAAGAUGUAAAAGUUGAGAAACCUCAGAAAAAUGAAGUAAAGGCCAAGAAGCCUCCCAAAGAAGAUGUCAAAGUAAAGAAGCCUCCCAAAGGGGAAAUAAAGGUUGAGAAGCCCCCCAAAGAAGAUUUAACGUUCAAAAAGCAUCCCAAAGAGGAAACAAAGGUGGUGAAGCCUUCCAAAGAAGAUGUAAAAGUUGAGAAACCUCAGAAAAAUGAAGUAAAGGCCAAGAAGCCUCUCAAAGAAGAUGUCAAAGUAAAGAAGCCUCCAAAAGAUGAAAUCAAGGUUGAGAAGCCCCCCAGCAAAGAUGUUAAUGUAAAGAAGCCUCAUGAAAAGGAGUUGAUAGUUGAGAGGCCUUCCAAGGAAAAAAUAAAGGCUGAGAAGGCUCCUAUAGAGGAUGCUAAAGUGGAUAUGCCUCCCAGAGAAGAUGUAAAGGUCAAGAAAUCUCCAAAAGAAGAAAUAAAAGUCAAGCAAACUUUAGAAAAGGAAAUUAGGUUUAAAAUGUCUCUCAAAAAGGAAAUAAACAUCACAAUGACACCUAAAGAAAAAGAAAAGGUUGACAAGCCUCCCAAAGAGGAAAUAAAGUUUGAAAAGCCUCCAAAAGAGAAAAUAAAGAUUGAAACACAUCAGAAAGAGGAAAUAAAGGUCAAGAAGCCAUCCACAGAAGAAAUAAAGGUCAAGAAGCCAUCCAAAGAAGAAAUAAAGGUUAAGAAGUCUCCCAAAGAGGAAAUAAAAGUCAAGAAGCCUCUGAAAGAAGAAAUAGAGGUCAAGAAGCCUUCCAAAGAAGAAAUAAAGCUUAAGAAGUCUCCCAAAGAGGAAAUAAAGGUCAAGAAGCCUCUGAAAGAAGAAAUAGAGGUCAAGAAGCCUUCCAAAGAAGAGAUAAAGAUUGACAUGCCUUUGAAAGAAAUUAAGGUCAAGAAAUCUCCCAAAGAAGAAAUUAAGUUAGAAAAGCCUCCCAAAGAGAAAAUAAAGAUUCAGACACCUCAGAAAGAGGAAGUAAAGGUCAAGACGCCUUCCAAAGAAGAAAUAAAUAUUGAUAUGCCUUCAAAAGAGCAAAUAAAGUUUGAGAAGUCUGCCAAAGAGGAAAUCAAGGAAAAGAAAUCUUCCAAAGAGAAAGUAAAGAUUGAGUCACCUUCUAAAGAGAAAAUAAAGACCAAGAAGACUUCCAAAGAAGAGAUAAAGUUCGAAAAGACUCCCAAAGAGGAAAUAAAGAUCAAGAAGCCACUUAAAGAGGAAAUAAAUGUCAAGGACCCUCAAAAAGAACAAAUAAAGAUUAAGAAGGCUUUCAAAGAAGAAUUAAAGCUCAAGAAAUCUCCCAAAGAAGAAAUAAAGAUUGAUAUGCCUCUAAAAGAGGAAAUAAAGGGCAAGAAGACUCCCAAAGAGGAAACAAAGGUGGAAACGCCUCCCAAAGAGGAAAUACAAGUCAAGAAAUCUAAAGAGGAUAUAGGGGUCAAGAAGACUCCCAAAAAGGAAACAAGGGUUGAAAAGCCUCCCAAAGAGGAAAUAAAGUCCAAGAAAUCACCAAAAGAGGAACUAAAGGUCAAGAAGCCUGCCAAAGAGGAAAUAAAGGCUGAAAAGCCGCCCAUAGAGGAAGUAAAGAUCAAGAAAUCUCCUAAAAUGGAAAUAAAGGUUGAGAAGCCUCCAAAAGAUGAAAUAAAGGAUAAGAAAUCUCCCAAAGAGGAAAUAAAGGUUGAGAAGCCUGCCAAAGAGGAAAUAAAGGCUGAAAAGCCGCCCACAAAGGAAGUAAAGAUCAAUACAUCUCCUAAAAUGGAAAUAAAGGUUGAGAAGCCUCCAAAAGAUGAAAUAAAGGCAAAGAAGUCACUGAAAGAGGAGAUAAAGGUCAAGAAGCCUCCCAAAGAGGAAAUCAAGGAUGAAAAACCUGUCAAAGAGGAAAUAAAGGUUGAAAAGCCACCCAUAGAGGAAGUAAAGAUCAAGAAAUCUCCUAAAAAGGAAAUAAAGGUUGAGAAGUCUCCCAAAGAGGAAAUAAAGACCAAAAAGGCUUCCAAAGAGGAAAUAAAGGUUGAAAAGCCACCCAUAAAGGAAGUAAAGAUCAAGAAAACUCCUAAAAUGGAAAUAAAGGUUGAGAAGUCACUGAAAGAUGAGAUAAAGGUCAAGAAGCCUCCCAAAGAGGAAAUAAAGAUCAAAAAGGCUUCCAAAGAAGAAAUAAAUAUUGAUAUGCCUCCAAAAGAUGAAAUAAAGGGUGAGAAAUCUCCCAAAGAGGAAAUACAGGUUGAUAAGCCUCUCAAAGAGGAAAUAAAACACAAGAAAUUACCCAAAGAGGAACUAAAGGUCAAGAAGCCCGUCAAAGAGGAAAUAAAGGCCAAAAAGCCUCCCAAAGAGGAAAUAAAGGUUGAGAAGCCUCUCAAAGAGGGAGCAAAGGUUGAAAAGCAUCCCAAAGAGGAAAUAAAAGCCAAGAAGCCUUCCAAAAAAGAAUUAAAGACUCAAGAGCUUCCUAUAAAGGAAAUUAAGGUUGAGAAGCUUCUCAAAGAUGAAAUAAGGUUGACGGAGCCUGCCAAAGAAAAGAAAGAAAAGAAAUCUGUCAAGGAAGAAAUAAAGAUUGUUAAGCUCCCCAAAGAAAUAAAGGUAAAUAAGUCUCCUAAGGAUGAAAAAAUGACCAAGAAGGCCCAUAAAGAAAAGGAACAUGUGAAGAAACUUGUUGAAUAUGAAAUAAAACUCAAGAAACUUCCCAUAGAAAAGACAAAAGACAAGAAACCUUCCAAAGAAGAAACAGAGGCAAAGAAGAUUCUCAAAAAACAAACAAAAACUAAACUUUCAAUAGAAGAAAAAUCUGAGCUAAAACUCCCGACAGGAAAGAGAGAAGUAAGGACAUCUAAAGAAGAGAUCAAGACCAAAAGAACAAUCAAGUUUGCAUCUGUCCUCAGAAAGGAGCAUCUUAAUGUAACAAAAUCUGGUGUUGAGGUUUCCAAAGAGGAAUCAAAGCGUGCUCGUUCAAGAAGAGAAACUGCUACUAUCGCUGCAAAAAAGGCGCCAAGGGUGAAAACGCUAGAAAUACCAGACAGAAAUGUGUCCUUAACAAAGACAAAAGUGAAGGCUGUUUCACCGAGGAAAGUGGUUCUAAAGGACACAGUCAAACCAGAAAAAGUCAAAAAAGGUAAUAUUUGAAAAUGUAAUUACUCA